GGGGGAGUGGAGUGGGACGGGUAUAAAAAGGAAGUUGGAGGUCUGGGGACAAGGCCCUGUCAGGCAGCUGAGCACCAGGAGCCCGGGGAAGUGCAGGAAGAGGCCACCUGCUCUGCUGCCGCCGGAAUGUGGCUGAGGGUGGCUCAGACAGGCUUUGCAGUCCUGGUGCUGCUCCAGUGCUGCUCCGCCUACAAGUUGGUCUGCUACUAUACCAGCUGGUCCCAGUACCGGAAGGGCGAUGCGAGCUGCUUCCCAGACAACAUUGACCCCUUUCUCUGCACCCACGUCAUCUACAGCUUUGCCAACAUAAGCAACAAUGAGAUCGAUACCUGGGAGUGGAAUGAUGUGACGCUCUAUGACACGCUGAACUCACUCAAGAACAGGAACCCCAACCUGAAGACCCUGCUGUCUAUUGGAGGAUGGAGCUUUGGCUCUCAGAGAUUUUCCAAAAUAGCCUCCAACACCCAGUACCGCAGGACUUUCAUCAAGUCGGUGCCUCCAUUUCUGCGGACCCACGGCUUUGACGGGCUGGACCUGGCCUGGAUCUACCCUGGACGGAGAGACAAGGAGCAUUUCACCACCCUGGUCAAGGAAAUGAAGGCUGAGUUUGCAAGGGAAGCCCAGUCGGGAAGACAGAAGCUCCUGCUCAGUGCAGCAGUGUCCACGGGGAAGGUCACCCUUGACAGUGGCUACGACAUUCCCCAGAUAUCCCAACACCUGGAUUUCAUCACUCUCAUGACCUACCAGUUUCAUGGGGCCUGGCGUCAGACCACAGGACAUCACAGCCCCCUGUUCAAAGGCCAGAAGGACGCAAGUUCUGACCGAUUCAACAAUGUUGACUACGCUGUGGGGUACAUGUUGAGGCUGAGGGCCCCAGCCAAUAAGCUGGUAAUGGGCAUCCCCACCUUCGGGAAGAGCUUCACCCUGGCCUCCUCUGAGGCAGGGGUUGGAGCACCAAUCUCAGGGCCAGGAACAGCAGGCCCCUUCACCAGGGAGGAAGGCAUUCUCGCCUACUAUGAGGUCUGUGACUUCCUCCGCGAAGCCACAGUCCACAGACUCCUUGGCCAGCAGGUCCCCUACGCCACCAAGGGCAACCAGUGGGUGGGGUACGAUGACAAGGAAAGUGUCAAAAGCAAGGUGCAGUACCUGAGGAACAGGCAGCUGGCAGGUGCCAUGGUGUGGGCCCUGGACUUGGAUGACUUCCGGGGCUCCUUCUGUGGCCAGAAUCAGCGCUUCCCACUCACGAGCACCAUCAAGGAUGCGCUCCUUGCGGCUUAGACUCCCUUCCCCGUCCUUCUGCUGCCCCUUCCCUCUGCACACAGUGGGGCCAGCGAUGCCACACCCCUUGAUGGCAGCUGGCCAGGAGCCUGAUCACUGUCCUGUUGAGUCUCAGGCUGAGCCACAGCUCCGAGAUUUGGGCUCAGCUCUGGGGAACAAGGAGGUAGGGUGGGGCUAUGGCACAGCAAGGGCCUCAGGGCCAGCACGGUAAGACACAGGAUCAGCACACACUUGCUGAUUAAUGAAAAUGCUUACUGACCCCAAGCCCGGCACGAGGGGAUUUCUUCAACUCCCUUACCGCAGCCUACUUGCCAAAAGAUACCAUCUGUAGCUCUACCUCAAGUAGCCAGACAUCUUACAAGAAGCUGGGCCCAUACUAAUUAUACUCUAUGCAAAGCCCAAUUUGAAACCUUUCCCCAAGAACACAGUCAUGUCUCCCAUCCCACUUCCCUUUCCUAAUUCUGCAGCUGCUCAAUAAAAUACAAAAGAUUAACAGU
Messenger RNA from Trichechus manatus latirostris (Florida manatee), 1775 nucleotides. RefSeq names its product chitinase 3 like 1 (gene CHI3L1). NCBI's taxonomy places the organism in Eukaryota, Metazoa, Chordata, Mammalia, Sirenia, Trichechidae. Gene Ontology annotation, biological process: chitin catabolic process; carbohydrate metabolic process. The transcript has 10 exons. Gene Ontology annotation, cellular component: extracellular region. The coding region runs from base 127 to 1278 and encodes 383 amino acids. Gene Ontology annotation, molecular function: chitin binding. The record is from RefSeq and is a predicted model, not a curated record.